UUGGUAGCCAGUUUUGCAUAAGCGGUCAAUGGGUAUAUGAGUAUAGUUCGGAGCGUUGAAUUGACAGUAAAUUGAGAGUAAAUAUCUAUAGUUCUUCAAGAUAUUCUAGUCUAACAGUUUAAAUAUUUAAAUAUCCAGUGUAAAAAUGUCGGAUGCGAGUGGUUCUUGUAAGAUAUGGACCAGAUUUGAGUCAAAAAAAGCGGAUGGCAGUAUUAUUAAACUACGUCUCGAAGACCGGCCUGUGGAACCCGAAAAUGAUGUUUACGAAUUUCUGAUGGAGCAUUUUGUUCCAGAGGAGGCUGUUCAUAAAGCUUCAGGCGUAUCAAAAAAUGAAGAAGCACUAAAAGAGUAUAGAGAGUUAAUGACCUUUGUCUUCAAAGCAGUACCAAUUCAUGCCAUAGUAUGCUGCGUUGACGACGACUCUAAUACUGUCGGAAAAAUUCUGGGGCUCUCAGUUGUCCAGCUAAUGAGGAACACUGAUAAAUUUGAGGAUUUGAUAAAGGGCAUGGAGAUAAAGUCAGAAAGAAUGCAAAGACUACUGUACGCUGCAAAAGUGUUAGACGGUUAUGGUGAAGAUAUGAAAAAGUAUGACAUUUUUUACUAUGGCAGAGGUGUUAUUGUACACCCAGACUACAGACGAUUGGGUAUAGCUGUUCAGCUUGUAAGAGUGAGAGAGUUAUUGUGCACUGAUACUGGCAUCCCUAUGACGUGUGCCUGGAUGUCAGCAAUCGGUAGCCAAAAAGCAGCAGAACAAAACAACUGGAAGACCAUGUCAGAAGUUCCCCGAGAGGAACUGGAAGAGAAGACUGGCUUCACGUUCGAUAAGAAUCUACCAACUUUUAAAUUCAUGUAUAAAACAGUAGAUUAAUAUUAAAUCAUAUUUAAAUAGGUAGGUAUACUUUUUAAAUAUUAUAUUUUGUUGAUAACA
Molecule: messenger RNA, 928 nt
Organism: Maniola jurtina (meadow brown)
Lineage: Eukaryota; Metazoa; Arthropoda; Insecta; Lepidoptera; Nymphalidae
Exons: 5
Coding region: 146-868 (240 amino acids)
Molecular function (GO): N-acetyltransferase activity
Source: RefSeq, a predicted model, not a curated record